Messenger RNA from Miscanthus lutarioriparius, 1242 nucleotides. Lineage: Eukaryota; Viridiplantae; Streptophyta; Magnoliopsida; Poales; Poaceae. The record is from the annotation of a GenBank genome assembly.
AUGUCGGGCCCCACCUUGCGGCUCCUCCUGCUCGCCCGCCGCGCCGACCGACGCAGAGGCCUCCCCUUUCUCGUUCCCCGCGCCUUGCAGGCCACCCCCGCGACCUCUUCCCCGGCGUUGCCGCCACCUCCCUGCCUCCCCGCCUCAACGCCGGUGAUGAGCUACUCAAGUGCAUUUACAAGUGUACAUGGAGAGAGACCAUCAUCAGAAUAUGCAAAGAUCAGAAAGAAGUCACUGGAAACCCAGUUUGGAAGAAUUUUGGGGUCAAGUUCACGCAGGAUUUUUGCUGACCGUGGCUUUGGUCCAUUCCUUGCUCUGUACAGGGCUGCUACUAUCUCUUUUCAUGUUCUAAAACUCACUAUUUGGCAUUUGUGGCUCAAUGACAUGCAUAAAAGAGCAGAAAAGUUUCGAGAGACCUUGAUACGCUUGGGUCCUUUUUACACCAAGCUUGGCCAGGCAUUGAGCACACGCCCUGAUAUACUUCCUAGUGCGUAUUGUCAGGAGCUUGCAAAGCUACAGGGUCAAAUACCACCGUUUCCAACUCGCAUUGCACUCAGGACCAUAGAGUCUCAGUUGGGCUCUCGAAUUUCUGAUUUGUUUGCUGAUAUCAGCCCAGAGCCGAUUGCAGCAGCAUCACUGGGGCAUGUUUACAAAGUUCAUCUACGCUCUGGAGAGCUUGUUGCAGUCAAAGUUCAAAGGCCUGGAAUGGCGCCCUUGCUGACUCUAGAUGCACUUUUGUUCCACAUGAUUGGAGGACAAAUGAAACGAUUUGCUAAGGCUCGCAAAGACCUAUUGGUGGCAGUUAAUGAGAUUGUCAGGCACAUGUUUGAUGAGAUUGAUUAUAAUUUAGAAGGAAAAAAUGCUGAAAGGUUUGCUACUCUUUAUUCUCAUGGUUCAGGUGGGGUCAAUUCUGAAGGUAGUACAAGUAUCAAGGUCCCAAAAGUUUACUGGAAUUAUACAUGUAAAACCAUACUGACACUGGAAUGGAUUGAUGGAAUUAAGCUAACUGAUGCUGAGCGCAUCAGCAAAGCCAAUUUGAACAGGAAAAGAAUGAUAGAUGAGGGUCUCUAUUGCUCAUUGCGACAGCUGCUUGAAGAAGGAUUUUUCCAUGCAGACCCCCAUCCUGGUAAUCUAGUUGGACUUUGGCUACAUGUUAUUGGUAAGAUCUUCAAAGAGCAGCAAGUUAGGCUAGCAAUGCUGGUGUUUGAUUUUCAAAAGUUGGUUAAACUUAAAUAUGGCUAA